AUGAAAUCUAAAUCUCCCAGACUAUCUUCUUGUAACAAGGAAAAUGAAGCUAAAAGAAAAUCUCCAAAACAUCGUUUUGAAAGUAUUUUUGGAAAUUUUCGUGGGAAAAGAAAUUCAUUUAGUAAGUCGAACUGUGAAUCCUCUAAUGUGGUUACGUCUACAACUUCAAUGACAUCUGUUGAUAAGCAUUCUCUACAAAAAGAUGUUGCUGUUGUCCGUUCAUCAACUAACCUUCGAAACAUAAAAGAAUCAAGGACUCCAGUUCGUAAAAAUAGACCUCUAAGUACUUAUCUUCUCUCUAGUCCUAAUUCUGAAAAAGUCUCUUUAGAUAAAAGAGCAGAAAGUUCACAAAACCUUUAUUCUAAUUUAUUUGAAAAUUCCAAAGAGGGUGACUUCUCAAAGGUAGUUGAUAGUGUUCUUACAAUGAUUAACGAAAGUGAAAAAAGUAGUUUUUCUAAAAGUACUUCUUCAAAGCAUGAUCAAAGUAAAAUUGAGGACAUUCCAGUUUUAAAGCCUGAUGGAUUUGUUGGAAUUGAUACUUUACCUUAUCAAUUAACUAAACGUGCCGAUAAUCUUCGUUUUCAAUUUAAUAUUUUGUGUGUUGGAGAGACUGGUAUUGGUAAGACAACUCUUAUUGAAUCACUUUUUAAUAGAAAAUUUUCUGAUCUUGAUCCUUGUAAUGGUGAAUUACGUCAACUUGAACUUUGUGUUAGCCAAUGUGAAAUAACUGAAGGAACAGUAACUUGUAAAUUAAGAAUUAUUGAGACUGCUGGUUAUGGUGAUCAUAUGUUUGAUAAGGAUCAUGGAACAAAAUUAAUUACUAGUUAUAUUGAUGAUCAAUUUGAAAAAUAUUUGAAAGAAGAAUUAAAAGUUAAAAGAUGUAUGACAUAUUAUGAUGAUACAAGAAUUCAUGCCUGUCUUUUUUUUAUCUCUCCAACAGGGCAUGGAUUACGUUCUCUUGAUAUUGAAACUAUGAAAGCUCUUUCUAGUAGAGUUAAUAUUAUUCCUGUAAUUGGUAAAGCUGAUACUACCUGUAGAAAUGAAUUGAUGACACUUAAAGAGAAAAUCAUUGAAGAACUUAAUGCAAAUUCUAUAUCUAUUUAUAAAUUUCCAACAGAUGAUGAUACAGUAAAAUUGGCAAAUAAAAAUUUUAACAAUAUUGUUCCAUUUGCCGUAAUUGGAAGUACUGAUUUUGUUACACGUGAAAAUGGAAAACAAGUACGUGCUAGAAAAUAUCCUUGGGGAGUAGUUGAAGUUGAAAAUGAAGAACAUUGUGAUUUUGUAAAAAUGCGUGAGGCUCUUCUUCGUCUUAAUAUUGAUGCUCUUAGAGAAUCAACUCAUCAAGAGAUGUAUGAAAACUACCGUAAAAGAAAACUUUUACAAAUGAAUAUGAAAGAUGGUGAUAUGGGACCAAAAAUGAUGGAAAUGUUAAUGGAACGACAAAACAGUAAACAGGAAGAAAUGAGAAAACGUCAGGAGAAGCAUCAAAAUGAUUUUACUGAAAAGGUAACUAAAAAAGAAUCAGAACUUAAAGAUCGUGAAGAUUAUUUAAAUAUGCGACAACGAGAAUUUGAGGAAACAAUUUAUUCAGAAAUCAAACAUGUAGAUGAACAAAUUGCUCUACUUGAAGAAGAGAAGCGUAAACUUCAAAAAGGUGUUGAAAGAUCUUCAAGUAAACUAGUAAAGAUAUAA
Messenger RNA from Strongyloides ratti, 1692 nucleotides. Its product is annotated as Septin-2. The record is from RefSeq and is a predicted model, not a curated record. Gene Ontology annotation, biological process: cytoskeleton-dependent cytokinesis. The coding region runs from base 1 to 1692 and encodes 563 amino acids. NCBI's taxonomy places the organism in Eukaryota, Metazoa, Nematoda, Chromadorea, Rhabditida, Strongyloididae. Gene Ontology annotation, cellular component: cell division site; microtubule cytoskeleton; septin complex. The transcript has 3 exons. Gene Ontology annotation, molecular function: GTP binding; GTPase activity; molecular adaptor activity.